UAAUUUUGUCCACAAGCGAACAGUUAACAAAAUCUAAAUACCAUUGGCAUUUACAGGUUGAACAUUGAUGUUUUCUACUGACUUGCUCGGAGGGUGUCUAAGGUCGUUAGCAACUUAGCUAGCAUGCAAAUAUAGCUGCUGCUACACUCAAAACAUGACCUUAAGAACCGGAAGUUAUUACUUUCUUUUGUGCCAGCUCGAAGCUGCAGAGAGCUGCUGCAACAACGACACCAGAGAAGAAGGGAGCAGGCCAGCAGACUGACGGACAGCGAUGGGGAAGAAAAGUCGUCUCACAGGAGGAGCGGUCGGCCGGAGAACGAUCCUGCAGCUUUCACCCCCCGGGCUCCGCGGUGGGAAUGCCGGAGAGAGGGAAGAAGCGCCGUCGGGAUCCGAUGAUGAACAGGAGGGUGAUGGACACAGAUUCGUGAGGGAAAUACGCACAAACAUGAAGGCUCCUGCAUUAAAGGCCACAGAGGGUCUGUCCUUGCUUGGAGCCUAUGAGGAUAGUGAUGAUGAGGAUGCUGCAGACUCUCAGCAUUCAACUGCAAAUUCUCAACACGCCCAGUCAGCUGACAUCGACAGUACAUUGGCCAAUUUCAUGGCUGAGAUUGAUGCAAUCACCACUCAGCCCAGCUCAGAUGAUGCAGCAUCCCAUUCUUCAGUCCCAACUAUUGCCCCUCCCAGACCUGAUGUUAAUACUCAGCAGCCAGCGUCCGGUGAAGAGCAAAAUCCACAAAGCACAGAGUUUGAGUACAAUACUCAGUACUCACUAGCUGGAGUCGGUGUAGAGAUGGGAGACUGGCAGGAGGUAUGGGAUGACAACUCGGGCUGCUACUACUACUGGAACACUCUAACUAACGAGGUGUCCUGGGAGCUGCCACACUAUCUGGCUGAUCAGGUGCAAAGCCUAGAGCAGUAUACCAACAGCUCUAAUGUCAAUGGCAAUAGCACAGUGCAUGCAGGUUAUCACACUGAGGAAAGCCCUACACCUGCUGCAGCCCCUACAUCAGUGAAAGAUACCAAAGUGAAGGAGGUAAUAGAGAGCGUUGUAGGCCUGACAAGUGAAGAGGAGGAGCACCGCGGAGUGGCUGCGUCUCUGCUGGGCCCUUUGAUCCCCUCUGAAGUGAAAGAAGCAGAAGAAAAAUGGAGGAAAAGACUGCUUAAAUGUUUGGAUGACACUGAGAACAGUUUGGAUUCUGAUGGAGAAGCUGUUCGCCCUGCAGGUUCCCCGUCUACACCUCUGCGGGACCCUGACUCAGUCCCCACUGUCCAAAAAGAUCUUUGCCCCAAGAGGCAGUUGGGAGACAACUCUGAUGCUGAGGAAGAGACAGAAGAGGACACAAUGGAACUGGAACUGGCUCUGGAGAGGAAGAAGGCUGAGCUCCGGGCGCUGGAGGAUGGUGAUGGGAGCGCAGGGGGCUCUAGUCCUUGUUCUGAGACAAGUCAAGAAGCCUCUGGUUCUCGUGGCGUUCCACUGAAGAAAAACCGGUGGAAGACCGCCUUCCCAUGUGCUGCCAGCCCCGACACUAACAGCAGAGGCUCAGACCCACAGGACAGCACAGAGACCGGACUUUCUAAAGUCCUAGAGAGUGUUGUUGAAGGAGAAGACAAGGGAACGGACAGUUCGGAGGAGAAAACGGUUUCAAAACCUGCGGUUAAAGAAGAGGGCGAAAUGCCUGAACUCAAAGUGGAAACGCCUGAGCUCAAGAUUGGAGAACUGGCUAACACCUUAACCAGCAAGAUGGAGUUCCUGGGGAUAAACAAAAAGGCAAUCUCAAACUUUCAGUUGCUGCUGCUACAAACUGAGACUCGGAUUGCUGACUGGAGGGAGGGCGCUCUGAAUGGGGUCUAUCUUCGCCGCAGGCUGCAGGAAGCUGCCGAACACAUAAAAUAUUACGAACUUAACGCCGCCCCUAAAGGCUGGUCCUGCCACUGGGACAGAGAGCACAGGCGAUAUUUCUAUGUGAACGACCGGACCAGUGCCUCCCAGUGGGAUUUCCCAACAGAGGAGGACAAGGAUGAGGACCUUAAGGGCAGCCAAGCUACCCAGACACCAGACACCAAAACAUCAUCUGUAUCUGCUGGUGGGGUCACAGAACCUUCUACCUAUCCCCCUGCUGCCCCACCGGUGCCUCCUCAGCCCAGUGGAUCAUCCUUCUGGUCCCCAUCUCAACCUCCUCUUCCUGACAGCCCACCUCCACCUUCAAACUAUCCCCCGCCCCCGCCUCUCCCCCCGGGCUCACCACCUCCACCUCCUCCCCCUCCUGACAGCGAUGGAGAGAUCAUGGAGGUGGAGAUGGAGAUGGAUGAUGAUAAUGAUGGGGAGCCUCCAGCCCCUGGAACUGAGGAAGACGGCAGCGGGAGGCCUCCUUUACCUCCAGGCACUGCUACCAUGAAGAUUGUGGAGUCUUCGGGUUCCUUGGGGAAGGGUCAGAAACGUAAAAUCAGUCAACUGAAUAAAGCCAUUACUAUUGGCAGCAGUCCCAUUCUCUACACCCAACCUGCUGCCAGCGCAGGUUUCUCUUUGUUUGCAGCUCCUCUAAUGUCAGCAACUGCCUACUGGGGCGUGCCGGCUGUCACUGCCCCUUUGGUCCCUUGUGAACCUCCCCUCCCACCUGUCCCAGCCCUACCUCCUCAACCACCACUGCCACCAUCCCAGCCGCCCUUCGAAGCUCCUGUAGCCAAAGCACUGGCCACAGACAAGACCAAAAAAGCGAAAAAGGAUAAGGUUAGUACGGGAGUUAACAUUUUCCAUCACAAAUCUCAAAGGAGUUCAGUAGACAUGUUAGAAGUUUAAGUAUCUUAUUUUUUC
Messenger RNA from Micropterus dolomieu (smallmouth bass), 2812 nucleotides. It is a transcript of the gene fnbp4, whose product is annotated as formin binding protein 4. The record is from RefSeq and is a predicted model, not a curated record. Gene Ontology annotation, molecular function: protein binding. The transcript has 15 exons. Lineage: Eukaryota; Metazoa; Chordata; Actinopteri; Centrarchiformes; Centrarchidae. Bases 272 to 2797 code for a protein of 841 amino acids.